AUGCAGGUCGUUCGUCGCGCCAGCUUCAUGCAAGGGCAAGGGCAAUUAGCAGGCCGUGGACUGGUGGCGCAGGCGCCCUACGGAUGGUUCCGGCGCGGCACCAGCCGAAGGAGCUGCAGCCUUGCUCUGCGGUACAGUGAGCAACAUAUAGUUGGAAGCAUCCGCGACGACAACGCGAUGCGCAGCAACGGUGCGACAUCCAGAUACCAGUCGGCGCUGUACCGCGUCCAGCUUCAAGACGCCGGAGCCGGAGGCACUAGCGCAAGGACGGUGCUGGUCAAGAAGCUGUCCCAGAACGAGAACGAGUCGACGGCACGGGGCGUCGUCGAUCUCGACGGCCGGUGCCAGUCGGAGGUGAACCUGCUGGGCGGCAUCCGUCACGCGAACAUCAUCAACCUCGUGGGUUCCAUCUGGAGGGACACCUUCAUCCUGCUCGUCUACGACCACAUGGACAACGGCAGCCUCCACCAGUGGCUGCACCCGGGCCCCCUUCCCCUCCCCCUGCCGGAGGCCGAGCGGCGGCAGACGGUGACGUCGCAGUUGGACUGGCCGACGAGGCGGUCCAUCGCCAUCGGCGUCGCCAGAGGGCUCUGUUACCUGCACCACGGACGCAGCAACUACCACAUCGUUCACCACAACAUCAACUCUACCAGCAUCCUGCUCGACCGUGACCUCAGGCCCAAGAUCGCAGGCUUCGGCCUGGCACGGGUCAACCUCGCCGGGCUGGACCACCCGGUGCCUGCCUCGGAGCUCACGGCUGCCAACAUAUUCGGCUACACGGCUCCAGAGUAUGCGACCCUGGUGACGGAGAAGGUGGACGUGUACAGCUUCGACGUGGUGCUGCUGGAGCUCGUCACCGGUCGGGUGGCCAACGAAGCGGUGCCGGGUGGCCACUUGGCAACCUGGGCACGGAGGCACUGCGAGGAGGAGGACGGUAGAGGUUUCAGCGAAGUCGUCGUGGACAUCCGGAUCCCAGACCGAGCACGACACGUGAAGGAGAUGGCGGCCGUGUUCAGGCUGGGCGUGGAGUGCACCAUUCCGGACCCCGGGGAGAGGCCACCCAUGCUCAAGGUUCUCUGCCGACUCCGCAGGCGUCGCCGCUGA
This is a messenger RNA of Triticum urartu, 1104 nucleotides long. RefSeq names its product receptor-like protein kinase 7. NCBI's taxonomy places the organism in Eukaryota, Viridiplantae, Streptophyta, Magnoliopsida, Poales, Poaceae. Gene Ontology annotation, cellular component: plasma membrane. Gene Ontology annotation, biological process: protein phosphorylation. Gene Ontology annotation, molecular function: ATP binding; protein kinase activity. The record is from RefSeq and is a predicted model, not a curated record.